AUGACCACCCCCGGAGGUCCUCCGAGCGGCUCCUCUGCUCUUGUAAGCCUCCCUCCUCCCCUCACGGGCCCUCCAUCGGCAUCCAAUCCCUCUUCAACUGCCGCACAACUAGCAGCUGCCCCAGCAGCAGCAGGAGAAGCAACACCAACUGCAGAGCCAGCACCGCCAGCGUCAGCAGCAGCGCCAGCGCCAGCAACAGCAGCAGCAGGAGCAACAGCAACAGGAGCAGCAGCAGCAGCAGCAGCAGCAGCAGCAGGAGCAGCAGCAGCAACAGGAGCAGCAGGAGCAGGAGCAGGAGCAGCAGCAGCAGCAGCAACAGGAGGUGGGAGCGGCAGCGGUUCCAUCACCAUCCCGCACAUCCCCGCGCCGUCCUUCUCCUCCUCUCUCCCACCCUCGCUCCUCACGGACCUGGAAGGCAUCCCGCCCUGCUCCUGCUUCACCAACUCCGUCUCCGCGCAGUUCAACCCGCACGUGCACGCCAUCCGCUACACGGGCGUGCGCAGCCGCGGCAGCAACCGUUGGAUCGCGGAGAUCAAGGACAACCAGCGCGGCGUGCGCAAGUGGCUGGGAACCUUCUCCUGCCCCGUGCAGGCCGCGCACGCCUUCGACGCCGCCGCCAGGGCCGUGCGGGGACCCAACGCGCGGACGAACUUCCGCGUGGGGGAAACCGCGGGCGUGCCUGGAACCGGGGGGAGCAGGUCGAGGCGGUGGAAGAAAGUCGCUGCUGACAGUAAGGCCGCUGCUCUGGCUGCUGCGGCUGCUCUGGAGGCAGAGGCUCAGAAGGGGGGGUCGGAGGGUGGUGGGGUGGGCGUGGGAGAGGAGAGUGCUGCGGUGUUUGCUGCUGCAAGUCCUGGCGUUGCUGCUGGUGCCUGGUCUCUGGGUGCUGCAGGGGGGAAUACGUCCUCAGGAAUGGCAUCCCAAGGCAACGCUGCCAAUGCGUCCCAUCAUGGCAUUGCCAUUGCCGCAUCACAAGACCAUGCGUCAGAGUCUCCACCGGAGUUGCCCCGAGAGCGAUGGGCGUUUGACUUGGAGGCCGUCCCAUCCCGUGAUGAGGGCGAAGAGGACGCAGCAGUGGCGGCGGCGGUGGGGGAAGGAGAAAGAGAUUGCAGUAUGGACAAAGGGCUUGGCACUUGUACUACUGCGCAGCAAACCCAAGUUCCACGCGCACGGGCUGUCAAGCACAGCGCCAUCACAGCUCCCUUCCAUCUACAUCAUGGCGCAUCGCCUCACACCCAAGCAUCACCUCUCUCCCACCCAUCACCGCUACCCCACCCAUCACCUCUCUCCCACCCAUCACCGCUACCCCACCCAUCACCUCUCUCCCACCCAUCACCGCUACCCCACCCAUCACCUCUCUCCCACCCAUCACCGCUACCCCACCCAUCACCUCUCUCCCACCCAUCACCGCUACCCCACCCAUCACCUCUCUCCCACCCAUCACCGCUACCCCACCCAUCACCUUUCUCCCACCCGUCACAUCACUCCCAUCCAUCACCGCUACCCCACUCAUCGUCUCACCAGCAACGUCUCAGCUUUGACAUGUCCUUUAAGCAAGCCCGCAUGGACCCCUCCACGCCUGGGCCUCAUCCUGCUGCCCCUGCUGCUUCUCCUGUUGCUCCUGUUGCUCUUCCUCUUACUUCUCCUGCACCUGCUGCACCUGCUGCUGCUGUUUCUGCCGCUCCUCCUGCUGCUGCUGCUGCUGCGACGCUCCGGGGCGUUCUGUCCCACCAGGUGACUCUAGAACCACCUGAAAACGCCCCCCCCACCACGAUUCGAGCGAUUCUCGGCCACAUGCUCUGUGCGCGGGGGUCUGGUGCGGUGGGUGCAGCAGGUACAGCAGAUGGAGCAGGAGUUGCAGGGGGAGCAGGAAGAGCAGGAGCAGUAGGGGCAGCAGGAGCAGCAGGUGCACCAGCAGGAGCAGCUGUGGGAGCAGCAGCGGGAGCAGCAGCCGGAACAGCAGCGGGAGCGGCUGUGGUUGCAGCAGCAGGAGCAACAGCGGGAGCAACAGCGGGAGCAGCGUGGUCCUCUUAUAGCCGUGGUGGGCACGAGCAGCGCGAGGGUGGGGCCGGCGUCCCUCACUACUCCCCUCACAUCUUCCCUCACCAAUCGCACCAACGCCAGGCCAUCCUGCAUGCACACCAGCAGGGUGCCGCCGCCAGCAACAUCUCUCACGCCCUCCCCUCCCCACACAGCCUAAGCCUCAGCCUCCCCCCACCGCACGGCAGCACUUCCACGUGGCAGCAGACGCUUGCACGCUCGGAGCAGCAGCAGCAGCAGCAGCAGCAGCAGCAGCAGCAGCAGCAGCAGCAGCAGCAGCAGCAGCAGCAGCAGCAGCAGGAGCCCCAUUCGAGCCAGCCCCAGGGCACAGGAGGCGGGGAUUCAGCAGGUGGUGUGGCAGGCAGAGCGAGAGGCACGGCGCGGAUAAGGCUGGCUUCAACAAGGGCAGCAACCUCCAAGGGCAGCAGUGGCGGUAUGGUGCAACAGGGGGGCAGCGCGGCCAACACUGGCAUGGCGCGGCCAUCCAGCAAGGGCAGUGCUGGUGCCGCAGCUUCGGCAACCCCCAAGGGCAGCAGUGCUGGUGCCGUGUGUGCGUCCCUUUGGGCUCCCUCACUGCCUGCCACUCGCGCCUCUCUCGCAUGCCUUUCCACCUGUGCCCCGACUGCCACACCUCACUACGAAGUAGCCUCACCAGCAGCACCAGCAGCACCAGUAGCAUCAGCUCCGGAGGCUGGGGCAGGCGAGGCGGAGGUGGCGGUGGUGGGUGCGGUGGGCGCACUGGGAGCAGCGGGAGCAGCGGGGCUGCACUCACAGCUCUCUGCAGCAGCCGCAGCAGCAGCGGCCGCUGCAGGGCUGCGCUCGCAUGAGCUCUUGCAGCUGUCUUCAAUGUGGGGAGCCGAUCGCCCUUCUGCAGAGAAGAACACGGGAUGGCUGCACGCCUUGGCCUCCAGUAGUUGGAUGGGAGGGGGUCAGGAGGCCGGCACGGCAGGGAUGGGGGGAACUGGGGAGCGGGCGGGUGAUAGGUCUGGGGGGUGUGAUUCUUCUCCUGGGCGUGGCUUGGUGAGAAGAGAGUGUGGGGUGGAAGGAGGAGUGGCAGGUGUGAUUUCUGGAGCGAUUGGACUUGCUGGAGGGGUGGCUAGUCGGGGAGGGGGCAUGGGGGCAGAGAUGGUGGCUGCUGCUGCGCUGUCUGCUAUUCUGCAGCAGGCCAUGCAGGGGGGAAGAGGCGAAGGAGCAGCAGCAGCAGCAACAGCAAUGGGAGCAGCAGCUUCAGGGGCGGCAGCGGAGACAGGAGCAGCGGAAACAGCAGCAGCAGCAACAGCAGUGGGAUCAGCAACAGCAGCAGCAGCAGCAGCAGCAGCAGCAGCAGUGGGGGCAGCAACAACGGCAGCAGCAACAGCAGCAGCAGCAGCAGCAGCAGCAGCAGCAGCAGCAGCAGCAGCAGCAGCAGCAGCAGCAGCAGCAGCAGCAGCAGCAGCAGCAGCAGCAGCAGCAGCAGCAGCAGCAGCAGCAGCAGCAGCAGCAGCAGCAGCAGCAGCAGCAGCAGCAGCAGCAGCAGCAGCAGCAGCAGCAGCAGCAGCAGCAGCAGCAGCAGCAGCAGCAGCAGCAGCAGCAGCAGCAGCAGCAGCAGCAGCAGCAGCAGCAGCAGCAGCAGCAGCAGCAGCAGCAGCAGCAGCAGCAGCAGCAGCAGCAGCAGCAGCAGUGGGAGGAGCACUUGUGGGUGCUGUGCCGGGGUUCCUCCCGUCUCCUGCCGCUGGCCGGCAAGCCGUCCCUGAUAUUCAUUUGUCUCUGGCGCCUGGUGCAGGUGACAGCAGCAGAGCAGCUAAUAGAGGGGAUGUAGUGACAAGCCCCUCGCUGCUCCUCAACCUGCCAGUGGCCCUCGGGAUCCUCGCCGCUGCUCGCUGGCUCAUGCUUGAGGUGCAGGCGCGGGCCAAUGCCAGCCUGCCACGUGUGCACUACGAGCAGGUGCACGCGCCCUUCCAGCCAAUCACGACCGCCGACGCCCUCCCGCGGCCGUCAGAGCCGGCUGGGCUGACGCUGGUGGGAUCGCCGCUGGUGGAAGCCUCCCUUGACGAGUUUGUGCGCUCCAUUAUACGGGACUUUGUGACGAACCAGUUCUAUGCGUACCUGACGCCGGACAGGGAGAUGCCGGAGGAGCUGCGCUGUGUGCUGCUGGCCGUGCUGGGGGAGGUGGCACGGCGGGCCAAGCGGGUCAACCUCGUUGCGCUGCUCACCAGGGACGUGGUGGGAGCGGUGGUGGGGGCAAUGGAGCAGUACCAGCGUGCAUGUGCGGACAUGGGCGAGGGCGAGGGCGAGUGGAGGCGGGUGGCGGCAGGGGAGAGGGAGGAGCGCCUCAAGCACACCCUGGGGGCGUCGGGCGACCUGCACCCUGCAUGCCUCUCUGUGGAGUGCGAAUACAAGGUGGGUGGGAAGCACAAGGUGGUGAGAAAGCUAGUGGCAGCACUGUUGGCGCUGGUGCUGCCAGCCAGCGACGCACAGAGCAACGUGGUGCGUUGCAUGGCUCGAGAGCUCCUCUCCUGCUGCGUGCUGCUGCCCUCCCUCAAGCAGGCCAACCCGCGGAGGCGAGUCCCUCGCAGCCGCAGCAGGCGCAUGCGGGCCACAGGGUCGCCCAGUGGAGGCUCAUUCGGGGGAGGCGUAUCUGGUCCAGGUGGGACGUACGGGGCAGGUGCAUUCGGGGGAGGUGCAUCUGGUGGUAGGGGCAGCAGCAGCAGCAUGCGGCGGCGUGCUGUAUUGGGGUUGGGGGGAGACAGUGCGGGGGACGAUGACAGCCUGGCAGAGGGCACCAGUGACGGCGGUGGCGUGGUGGGCAUGGGCUUCAGCACGGAUGAGGAAGACGGCUCCCCUGAUGUUGAUAGCUCUUAUCCUGCUCGUCACGGUGGCGGUGUUGCUGCUGCUGCUGCUGCUGCUGCUGGUGCUGCUGCUGCUGCGGGUGCUGGGCCUGGUGGCAGUCGGGGUGGUGGAGGAGUAAGAGAGAAGCGCAGACCUGGUGGAGGGUCGGGAGCGGCUGAUUCGCCUCAGAUUGCGCCUCCCCAUGCCAUGCCUCCCCAGGAUAAGCCUCCCCCGGGCCGUUCCCCUGGGCUGCUGCAGCCUAUGAGUGCAUCUUCCUCAAUGGCGUCCCUGGCCCCUCAGCUCAUUGCCGCCACACCCCUUCCUCCGCACCCCUCUGGCCCCUCCGGUGGCUUUAAUGGCUCUCCUGGGUUUGGGGGGUCGGGUGGGUCGACUGCUGGUGGUGGUUCGGGAAGCCAAGGCAUGCUGAGCAGCAGCGGCGAGAAGCACGGCGGCUUUUCUUUGCGCUCCCACCAGCCCUCAAGCGAUUCGGGCUAUGCCCAGCCUGCUGCACCUGCUGCUGCUAGAGGCUUAUCUCAUCACAUUCCGCCUCCUCCCCGUGAUGCGUUUGGUCCGUUUGUCCAUCCCAAUGACGGGGCUGCUGUGGCCGCGGUUGAAGGGGCUGACGGGGUGGGGCCGCGGCGCGGGAGAAAGGCAGGGAGGGAGAGGGAGGGGGAAGGGAAGGUGUUUGGCCGGGUGAAGAGCGAGCCGUGUGAAGCGAGUGAAGUGGGUGCAGGACGUGGGAGGAGCAAGGGUGAGGAGGUCGCAAUGCGGUUACCGGGUGACGAUGCUGACUUUGUGCAGGCGUUGAAGCGGUACGAGCAGCGGCAGCUGCAGGUGCUGGAUAGCGAGCAGAUUGACAAGCUCUGGUACACCGAUGGGCACAGCAGCAAGGAGUCUAUUCGUAAUGGCUGCGAGGAGCCAGAAUGGAAGGGCGGGACGGAAGGAGGCGGUUGUAACAAGGGCGUUGGACACAGUAAGAGCUGCCAGGAGGUCUACUAUGGGGAGAGGGAGGGAGGAGUUGCGCCAGGGGAGGAGCAAGGAUUCCUUAUGGGGAUUCACAAGCAGCAGCAGCAGCAGCAGCAGCAGCAGCAGCAGCAGGCUGCUCCCCCACAGGUUGCCCCCCUGCACUCGCAUGAGGCGACGAGGAACGGCAAGCGAGAGCGAGAGAGGCCUGUGAAGGGGGAAAAUUUUUGGAGGGGUGGGUCUGUGAAGGAAGAGAGAGGGAUGACUGACCCCACGAAAGCUGCUGCUGGUACCGCAGGCAGUGGUGCUGGAAGGAGAACGAAGGAGAAGGAGCGCGAGAUGCUAUGGGAGGGUGUGUGCUCGGACGAGGAGUUAGGCGGUUUCAGGAGAACUGCUGCUGGUAACGCUGGUGCAGGUGGUGGUAACAAUGGCGGUGGUAACCGCAACGAUGGCGCAUGCAGCGGGAGGUGGAGCGAGGAGCUGGAGAUUGGGGUGGCGGUGCGCGGGCUGGGGUUUCUGGUGGAGCAGUCGCCUGGUACAAUGCAGAUGAUGCAGAGGAAGGGCGCUGGAGGAGCUGGAGAGGACGGGGAAGGAGGAGGAGGAGGAGGAGGAGGAGGAGGAGUUGGUGGUGGGGGUGGAAGAGGAGGGGUGGAUGCAGCUUGGGGAGGAGGUAGAGGGGCUUUGUCUGCUGUGAACGAGGCUGGAAGGGUGAGGCAGGGAGUGGGUUCGAGUACAGGUGGGGCGACGAAGGGGGUGUCAGGGCCGCAGCAGUCGCAGACACAAGGCGGCUGGGCGGGUGUGUGGGCCACCGGCGCGUUCUGGUCAUCAUCAUCAGCAGCAGGGGGAACAACAGCAGGAGAUGUCACAGGUGGCACAGGUGGCACAGGUACAGUGGGUAAACCACAGGUGGCCACUGCAGCUGCAGGGACUACUGCAGCGGGUGCAGCCGUAAAAGGACCAGUGGGAGCGGUCGGAGAGGCAAACUGGAGCCAAGGCGAGACGAGGCCCAGUGCAGGAUCAGCAGCAACAGGAGGAGCAGGAGCAUCAGCAGCGGGGUCUUGGCUGAGCUUCAUAGGCGCAGGGCCCAGGUCAGACCCGGGAGGCAGAGCAGCAGGUGCAGGCAGGGACACGGCUGGAGCUGCAAACACAGCUGCUGGGGGAAUGGGUCCUGAGGGGGGGAUGCGUGCACGGGUGGGGCGUGGGAGGGGGAGUUCCGUUUCAGGGGCAGGGGGUCAUGCAGGGUGUGGCUCACAGGGGGAUGCGGGUGGGCAUGAUGCGCGGUCGGUGCUAUCUGCUGCUGCUGCCACUGCUGGAUGGGUGGAGCGGAAUCUAGCCGCGUUUGGGCUGGCUGGUGCGUUUGGGAUGCGAGGUGGGGUUGGUGGGGGCACAGGUGAGAAGGGGACGGGAGGGACGAGUGGUGGAGAGGUGGGUGGAGUGGGUGGUGGUGGAAGUGGGGAUGAUAGGGUGCUGCUGGCUGAAGCAGCAGAGAGGGAUCCGUUGAGUGUGGUGCGGCAGUGGGAGGAGGAACAGGAGGUGGAGGGAGUGAGGGAGAGGCGUGAGUGGGAGAAGCAGGAGGAGCGGCAGCAGGAGCAUAAGCAGCAGGAGCAGAGGUGGCGACAGCAGCAGCAGCAAGGGGCGGUGCAGGGAUGGCAAUCGGGAUACGGGCCUGGGGAAGGGAAUUACACGGCAGGAACCUUCUUAGACUUGGAGGGCUUGGGCAUGGAAGAGGAGGAGGAGGAAGAGGAAGAAGGAGGAGGGAUGCUGCUGAGCGCGCGUGUGAAGAAGGGGCGCGGUGCGAUGCGUGCAUGGGACGGCCCUGGUAGUAGAAUCAGGGGCAGUGGCAAUGCAGUGGGGGGUGGGAUGGGGGAAGUGGGGGGAGUGGGGGGAGUAGGGGAGGAGGCGAGGGGGCAAGGGCUGCGGCCGGCAUGGUUGCUGGAGAGUGAGUGGCUACAGCAGCAGCAGCAGCGGAGGGAGGAGGAGCAGGCGCAGCUGGAGAUGCAGCAGUACCUGGGCAUGGGGCAGGGGGGUGAUAGCAGGGGGCAGGCGGGUGGGAGCAGGGGCGAGGAGGGAAGCAAGGAGAUGCGUGCGUUUGGAGAGGGCAGACAGAUGCACGCACAGAUCGUGGGGGCGUUCUCAGCGGAGGCAAGGGGCGAGGCCAUAGUGGGUUACUCCAUUGCAGUCACGGGCCUCGAUGGCUCCGCUUGGAUCGUCCGCCGCAGGUAUCGCAACUUCUGGCAGCUGCACCAGCAGCUGAAGCGGCGCAGCCCGUCAGCAAGCAGCCUGCAGCUGCCGCCCAAACGGUUCUUCCACGGCGGGCGCGACGAGGAGCUCAUUCGCGACCGCCUGCUGCAGCUGCACGCUUAUGUCAAGGGCAUCAUGGCCCGCGAGGAGCUGGCCACAUCACCAGAGGUUAUCGACUUCCUCUCCCCUGACUCCAAGCUCUCCCCCAUCGAUCUCUCUCGCCCAUUUCUCUCCCUCACCUCUCUCCGCAAUAUCUCCCCCCUUCCCUUCCCCCCAUCGCUCUCCCCCAUCUCUCUCUCCCACCCAUGUCUCUCGCCCAUCUCUCUCCCCUGUCUUUCUCCCCCAUCUCUCUUCCCCAUCUCUCUCCCCUGUCUUUCUCCCCCAUCUCUCUCCAGUGAUCUCUCCCCCCAACUCCCCCCUGUCCGCUUUUCCCCCACUGCUUCUCGUCCCUCGCUCUCCUGUCUAUUCGUCUCCGAACCCCUUGAAUGGCCAUCUCCUUUGCCUGUGAGCAUUCCUCCCCCGCUGCUGCAUGAUCUGAUUCCUUUUGCCUCCUUCCCCCUCCUUUUGUCGAUGUUGCCCUCCCUAUUACGCUCUUUUGGUGCACCUUACCAUCUCCCUUCCGUUUUCUCCACUCGCUUCCCUCCCUCCUCUCAACCCCUCUCCACCAUCCCUCCACCACCACCCCCCUCCCCCCCCUUCCCCACCGCUCCUCCUUUCUCCCGCCCUGCUCUCCUUUCCCGUUCCCCCACCCUGCCCUCCUCACUGCUUCUUCUAUUCCUUCUUGUGACAGACGAUGUGCAGUGGCAGCGCGUUAAAAGCACGUCCCAGCUGCAGCUGCUCUCCACCAUUGCUACUAACGGGGAUGACACUAGCUCUGUUGCCACUUCCCCUCACUACAGUCACCGCCCCUCCCGACCAACCAGCAGCCGCCACGUGGGGGAGGUGGGUGAGGAGGAGGCGGCUAGAAGAGCAGCGAUUGGACGACAGAGACGAGAAUUUGGCAGUGAUGGUAGUGGGAGGAGUGGGGAAGGAGGUGGUGGUGGGUGUAUAGUGGGGCUGCACGGUCGAGAGGAGUUGAGGAUGGUGAAAGGGAAGGGCCGUCCUUCUACGGUUUGGGAGGGAGUAGGGGAGUGGUCAGAGGGGAUUCGAGAAGAAGGGUGCGAGACGGGGGAUGAGGAGGAGGGCGAUGGUGGGGUAUCGGGAGAGGAGAGAGGAGAUGCUUGGGCUGGGCGGGAGAUUCGUAGUGAGGGAGGGAGGAGAGAGGCUGACGGGAGGUUGAAGAGGCGUGUGGGGCCAAGGGGUGGGAGCACGAUCGGUGGGAGUCUGGUGGAUGGAGGGAUGAGGGGUGGAGGUGAAGGGAUGGGCGGGGAGAGGGAUGCGGAUGGGGAGGACGAUGUGUUGAGCUAUGGAUCGAGACAGAGCCUUGGCGGCCUGGAGUAUGACCUUCAGCGGGCGCAGGGGGCAGGGGACGAGGAAGGAGGGGUGAAGCAGCAGAAGGUGCAGCAGCAUGGAAGCUCGUGUGAGACCUCUGAGGAUGACCUGUGUCAACAGGGUGCUGCCCGUGUGCCUGGGGAUGGGCAUGGGGAUGGUAUCAGAGGUGGGCGUGGCGAGUCAGGUUUUGUUGGGAGAGGUGAAGCUCCGGCAGGGCUGUUUGAAGCAGAUGGUGAUGGUGAGGAUGAUGGUGAUGGUGAUGAGGAGGGUGAGGGUGGGGUGGUGGUGGGAGCAGUCCCUCGACGUGGCUUGCAUGUGCCAGCAGAGCAAGGAGGAGCCGUGGAUCGAGGAACCGAGGAAAGGGAUGGUUCUGUCAGAAGGCACGAUGGGGGGAGUGCACUGGAUGCAACCGUUCCUGCUGAUUGGACUGCUGCGAAGCUGAGUGCACCACUCCUGCGCCUGGUGGAAGUGCUGCUGCACCUCGACGACCACGGCUGGAUUAGGCGGCAGGUGGUGUGGGUGGCGAGGCAGGUGUUGGAGCUGAGCAUGGGGGAUGCCAUUGAUGACUUCCUGCUCUCGCAGAUCCAGAAACUCCGCACUGAAUCCACCGUUGCCACCAUCAUUCGCUCCCUGCACCAGAGGUUGUGGCCGGAUGGUAUAUUCUACUCGCGCCACCCAAAUUAUCGGGCCUCAGUGGCAGCUUCGAGCUCCCGGACAGGCUCGUCUGCUCCUGCUGUCUCUCGUCCCGAUCCUCUUGGGCUCAACGUACCUCCUGAGUCAUUCCAGCAGCGACUGGAGGCUGCUGAUAAGGCUGCCAGAGUUCAUCAGCUUCUGCUUGAAAUGGCACCUGCUUCAAUUGUUCCACUGAUUGGUCUGCGGCAUUAUCAGCGAUCAGUUUCAGACCUCUUCAGCUUUGUACAGUCACAGGUGUGUGUAAAGCAGCUGGCGCAUGCACUAAUGGAGGUGGUCAUUCUAGCCCUGUUUCCAGAGCUGCACGUUGUGGUUGCUGAGAUUCGCCAUGGCCUUAUUUAA
Molecule: messenger RNA, 10512 nt
Organism: Closterium sp. NIES-65
Lineage: Eukaryota; Viridiplantae; Streptophyta; Zygnematophyceae; Desmidiales; Closteriaceae
Source: the annotation of a GenBank genome assembly